Molecule: messenger RNA, 575 nt
Organism: Vollenhovia emeryi
Lineage: Eukaryota; Metazoa; Arthropoda; Insecta; Hymenoptera; Formicidae
Exons: 4
Coding region: 40-513 (157 amino acids)
Source: RefSeq, a predicted model, not a curated record
AAAGGGAAAACGUGGGAUACGGAACAGUGCGGGCAAGUUAUGGCUGGUGGCGAUAAUAUGCGAAUACAACCUGGUCAGACACACCAGAUGGGAGUGAGUAGGACGCAGGACGAUGCUAUGGUUGGUUACGUGUUUCAACGACCUACAGAGCCAGAAUUUAACACCCACUCUUCAGCUUUUCAAGCAAAGCAAGCUCCGAGAGCUUGGGCAUUGGCGGAGGUUAUCGUUGAUAAUAAUCAAGAAAAGUGGAAAUAUUCAAUGACUAAGCUUGGUGUACCUCAACAAAGUCAAUCUCAGCAAUUGGGAUUAACUAUGAACAAUGUACAUUUGAGUAAUGUACCAUACGAGAUACACCCAAUGCAAUUAAAAAGCGGUGCACCUGGUGCUGAACACUUGGUUUAUCUGAACAAUCAGAUGACUGCUCAACAACAGGUCGCUCUCUUUCAUCACCAGCAGCAGCAGCAGCAGCAACAACAAUUCAGAAACAGACAGGUAAGUUUUUCUAUACGAUAAGAAUCGCAUGGAUAGUUAUUGAUUUUACCCUUAAAACACGGAUUCCGCGUGAUAAAGAGCAA